Messenger RNA from Patella vulgata (common limpet), 885 nucleotides. RefSeq names its product kielin/chordin-like protein. The transcript has 3 exons. Lineage: Eukaryota; Metazoa; Mollusca; Gastropoda; Patellidae. The record is from RefSeq and is a predicted model, not a curated record. The coding region runs from base 64 to 867 and encodes 267 amino acids. Gene Ontology annotation, molecular function: protein binding; peptidase inhibitor activity.
UGAUAUAUUUAUUUGUGAUUAGGAACCUGAUAGCUGAAUAUUGUAACUCUACCUAUCCACGAGAUGGCGAAAACAACCUGGAUAUCGUAUGUCUUCUUGGCUUUUGUCUCAACUUUAUUCGUGGUACAUGCUGAUACUAAGUUUCCUACGUGUCUUUAUAAUGGUAUAUAUUAUGAGCAGGGCGUAAUAUUUCCUGCUACUGAAGGAUGUAACACUUGUCGGUGUACGGAAUUCGGAAUCGUAUCAUGUACCAAAUUCACCUGUUGUCUGUACGAUGGUACACUUUACCAACCAGGGGACACAUUUAAUGCUACCGAUGGUUGCAACACCUGCUGGUGUAUGGAAGAUGGAACCGUACCAUGCACCAAAAUCUAUUGCAAUAACUGUAUGUACAACGGUACAUAUUACCAACCCGGAGAAAUAUUCCCUGCCACUGAUGGUUGCAACACUUGUCGGUGUACGGAAUUUGGACUCGUAGCAUGUACCAAAUUCACCUGUUGUCUGUACGACGGUACACUUUACCAACCAGAGGACACAUUUAAUGCCACCGAUGGUUGCAACACCUGCUGGUGUACGGAAGAUGGAACCGUACCUUGCACCAAAAUCUAUUGCAUUAACUGUCUGUACAACGGUACGCGCUACCAUCCAGGCGACUCAUUCCCGGCCACCGAUGGCUGCAACACUUGUACAUGUUACAAGGAUGGAAGUGUACAUUGCACGGAACUCGCUUGCGCCACAUGCUUAUAUAAUGGUAAACGUUAUAAACCCGGCGACUCAUUCCUAGCUGGUGAUGGCUGCAACAGGUGCGGAUGUCGAAGCAAUGGCUUAGUAGUCUGCACGUUAAUUGCUUGCCAGAGCAUUGAAUAAAUAAUAUAUAUAAAUGAA